ACACAGAGCACUCUGUGGUUAAAGGUAACUUAUUGAAAUGUUGCCCCCGCCGUCGCGCCAAGACAUGUCACGUGUAAUCCGUGUGAUCGUCUCCAUCCAAAGGCCACCGCAUCAACUUGCCUCUCAGCCUCGUUUGUGGCCUUGUUGAUGCAAGGUGUCAACUCUCAUCUCGACCAAGCUAGCACCAACCAAAACCCAAGCCAUGGCUGACCAGAUCCUCGACAAGGUUCGCGAUCUUGCGGAGGGCCAGAUUGACUUUGAGGGCCAAAGACUGUCCGAGUUGCUUGCCACGGUUGUGUUGGCUGUAGUGGGGGCUAUCGCGUUUGUUAUUGGAUUCGUUCGCCAAGAUAUUACUCUGGCCCUCUAUGUUGGUCUCGGCGGGACCGCCCUCGCGUUCGUCCUCAUCGUUCCGCCGUGGCCCUUCUUCAACCGGAACCCCGUCCCGUGGCUACCAGUGGGAGGUGCAAGGGCAGCGGGCUCGCAACAGGCGACGGGUGGGAUCGUGGUGGAUGGGAAGCAUGUCACGACUUGAUGGUCUGGGGGAAGGGGGAGUCAACGGGGUUAUAGGCAGCAAAAACAACAAAAUAUUUCCACCG
Molecule: messenger RNA, 596 nt
Organism: Pseudogymnoascus destructans
Lineage: Eukaryota; Fungi; Ascomycota; Leotiomycetes; Thelebolales; Thelebolaceae
Exons: 3
Coding region: 203-532 (109 amino acids)
Biological process (GO): protein targeting to ER
Cellular component (GO): signal peptidase complex; endoplasmic reticulum membrane
Source: RefSeq, a predicted model, not a curated record